Molecule: messenger RNA, 1600 nt
Organism: Mus pahari (shrew mouse)
Lineage: Eukaryota; Metazoa; Chordata; Mammalia; Rodentia; Muridae
Gene: Ffar3
Product: free fatty acid receptor 3
Exons: 2
Coding region: 56-1015 (319 amino acids)
Biological process (GO): G protein-coupled receptor signaling pathway; cellular response to fatty acid
Cellular component (GO): plasma membrane
Molecular function (GO): G protein-coupled receptor activity
Source: RefSeq, a predicted model, not a curated record
CAGCCGAGUGCUGGGCGGCAGAGUGCCAGUUCUCCAAUACUCUGCAUCUGUGACCAUGGAGACAAGCUUCUUUCCUGGCAAUCACUGGCUUUUCUUUUCCGUGUACCUGUUGGUGUUCCUCGUGGGACUCCCCCUCAACGUGAUGGCCCUGGUGGUCUUCGUGGGCAAGCUGCGCCGACGCCCGGUAGCCGUGGACUUACUUUUACUAAACCUGACCAUUUCGGACCUGCUCCUGCUCCUCUUCCUGCCGUUUCGCAUGGUGGAGGCAGCAUGUGGCAUGAGAUGGCUUCUGCCCUUCAUCCUCUGCCCCCUUUCUGGGUUCCUUUUCUUCACCACUAUUUACCUCACCUCCCUCUUCCUGACGGCGGUGAGCAUCGAACGUUUUCUGAGCGUGGCCUACCCACUGUGGUACAAAACCCGGCCCCGGCUGGCCCAGGCUGGUCUGGUCAGUGUCGUCUGUUGGUUCCUGGCAUCAGCUCACUGUAGCGUGGUUUACGUCACUGAAUACUGGGGAAAUGUAACCUACAGCCAGGGGACCAAUGGAACCUGCUACCUGGAAUUCCGGGAGGACCAGCUGGCCAUCCUCCUGCCUGUGCGACUAGAGAUGGCUGUGGUCCUUUUCAUGGUGCCCCUGUGUAUCACGAGUUAUUGCUACAGUCGCCUGGUAUGGGUUCUGAGCCGGGGGGCCAGCCGGCGCCGGCGCAAGAGGGUAAUGGGGCUUCUUGCAGCCACACUGCUCAUCUUCUUCGUCUGCUUCGGCCCCUACAAUAUGUCCCAUGUGGUGGGCUACGUCCGCAAUGAGAGUCCGACCUGGCGGAGCUACGUGCUCCUCCUCAGCACCCUCAACUCUUGUAUUGACCCCCUGGUUUUCUACUUUUCGUCCUCCAAGUUCCAAGCCGACUUUCAUCAGCUCCUGGGGAGGCUGAUCAGAGCUUGUGUGCCUUGGACUCAGGAAGUCAGCUUGGAACUGAAGGUAAAGAACGGAGAAGAGCCAUCCAAGGAGUGUCCGAGCUAGAGAAAUGAGUGGACCGCAGGAGGGGGUGGAACCAUUGGCUCAGUGCUUUGGCUGACAAGAGAGCUAUCCAGGGGCAGGAAGGAGUAGGCUCCUGUGUGUCUGCAGAUCAUUCCCUAGCUCAGAUGGACUAGAGUGCACUGUUACAGGCUGCAGACAUUGCUGUCAUUCAGAUUGACCUGGGCGCGCUCACAUUCGGGGCUCUCCAUGCCGCUGCCCUCCUUCCUAUCCUCUCAUAAGCCCUGGAUUUCACUCUGAAAAGUUGUGGGGAUGAGAGACUUCUCUAGAAGAGCCAAGUCUCUGCCUUGGCCAUCCAGCUUCAGAGCCUCCCAGGGUGGAAAAGGGAGGGAUUGCCCAGGGCUGGAACUGAGCUUGGGGUGUGGGUGUUGGGGGGUGCGGGGUUGUAAGUCCCUGACUCCUCCUAGCUCCUCAGAAUGGGGGAGUUGGGAUUCCAGGGGUUGGGGAACAACCUGCCCUUGUGAGAGUUUUCCAGACAGUUCUCACUCUUCUGUAAAUUCACAUCUUCUGGGAUGCUUAUGAACAAUGGCAGGCAAUUAGAAAAAUUAUCCAAAUAAAUUCGGUACCUAG